Molecule: messenger RNA, 567 nt
Organism: Laccaria bicolor S238N-H82
Lineage: Eukaryota; Fungi; Basidiomycota; Agaricomycetes; Agaricales; Hydnangiaceae
Exons: 7
Coding region: 1-558 (185 amino acids)
Source: RefSeq, a predicted model, not a curated record
AUGGACCCUGAAAAGAAGGUUCAUAAUCUAUCAAAUUAUUUCAAGCAUCAUCUGUUUGGUGGCGAGUAUGCAACUAGUGGCUGUGAUUGCCUGUGGAGUAGCUACAUUUCAGCUGAGCUUUGGUUAUGGGGGACCUUGAUCUGUGAUUUCAUCAUCGUCGCAACUAUGACAUUUCUGGCAAAAUUAGAAUCCUCGUUCAAGCCAACAAAGUGUAUCAUUGAUCGUCUCAUUAUUGUAACUUUAGAGACCAGCGCCGUCACUCUGAUCGCGACUCUCGUUCAACUAAUUUUAUAUUUAAGAUCUCCGGCAGAUUCACUCAACCGAGUUGGCAUAAUCUACAUUCUGGGGGGCUUGUAUUCCAACGUGCUCCUUACCGUUCUGAAUAGCCGGAAACGUGCUCGGCUAGUUGAAACAAGUCAAACGAUCAGCCUCAAAUUUUCUCAGCAAAGUACUACGCCGCCUCCGUCAUCCACAUUCGAGGAAGCCCCAAGCAGCGAAGUAGCAAUUAAAAAACGAAAAGACGAGGAAAGCCCUGUCAAAUCCGAAAGCUCACCUUGACGUUGAGUC